CUUGGUGAUUUUUGGUGUGCUUGUUGUAAAGUUGUAAACACAAAACAAAACUUAAAUGAUGAGAUGAAACCUUUGAUAACAUGAGUGCAAGUACAGGAAAUGUUACAGAUGACUUUGUCGGUUGUUUAACCCAACAGUUAAGUGAGUUUGAACUGUUGAAGUCGAUGUAUCCAAAUAACAAUGAUAUAGUUUUAACCGACAAUAAGAGUUUAGAUGCAAUUCAAAACUUUUUGGAUAAUCCUACUGAGUAUACACCUAGUCAUCUAGACUUUACUAUAAAUUUAUUUAUAAAGGAAUUGAAAUUAGAAAUGUGUAUUAAUUUGCCAAGUUUAUAUCCUGAGGAAGAGCCAGAUAUAUUCAUCAGGUGCAAUCAGUUAAAUCGGCACCAGGAAACAAAACUCAACUAUGAAUUAUCAAAUUUUAUCAAGACAAAUCAUUUAGGAGAAGUCUGUUUAUAUGAUGCAAUAUCUUGGUUACAAGAAAAUAUUGAAAUUUUUUAUGCUUCAAGUGGUGUUACUGAACAAAACACUGUUAAUGAAGAAACUGCAGAUGAUAAUAUAAAAGACAGGAACUAUGUGAGGCUGUGGAUUUACUCACACCAUAUUUAUAACAAGAAGAAACGAGAAGAAAUUGUUAAAAAAGCUAGAGAAUUAAAAUUAACCGGAUUUUGCUUGUCAGGCAAACCAGGUAUUGUUUGUAUUGAAGGUCAUAAUUGUGAUUGUUAUGAAUGGUGGAAAGACAUAAAAUCAAUGAAUUGGAAGAAAAUUGUUAUAAGAAAAUCUGAAGAUUUUUCAGCUCCACAAAAUAAAUUUGUAAAUUUUGAAGAAAUACAAUUAAGUAUGACUGACUUUUCCAAAUACAUGGACAAACUUGGAUUCAGUCAAACAUUUAAUGAAUUAUUUGGAUUAAUAAAUGAUAAGUAACAAUUUUAUUUAU
Messenger RNA from Ostrinia nubilalis (European corn borer), 936 nucleotides. RefSeq names its product RWD domain-containing protein 2B. NCBI's taxonomy places the organism in Eukaryota, Metazoa, Arthropoda, Insecta, Lepidoptera, Crambidae. Bases 81 to 923 code for a protein of 280 amino acids. The transcript has 2 exons. The record is from RefSeq and is a predicted model, not a curated record. Gene Ontology annotation, molecular function: protein binding.